Argentina anserina (silverweed cinquefoil) is the source of this 615-nucleotide messenger RNA. RefSeq names its product agamous-like MADS-box protein MADS9. Gene Ontology annotation, biological process: positive regulation of transcription by RNA polymerase II. Gene Ontology annotation, cellular component: nucleus. NCBI's taxonomy places the organism in Eukaryota, Viridiplantae, Streptophyta, Magnoliopsida, Rosales, Rosaceae. Gene Ontology annotation, molecular function: RNA polymerase II cis-regulatory region sequence-specific DNA binding; protein dimerization activity; DNA-binding transcription factor activity, RNA polymerase II-specific. The transcript is spliced from 8 exons. Bases 1 to 615 code for a protein of 204 amino acids. The record is from RefSeq and is a predicted model, not a curated record.
AUGGGGAGGGGUAAGAUUGAGAUUAAGAGGAUUGAAAACUCAAGCAACAGGCAGGUGACCUAUAAUAAGAGAAGGAAUGGGAUCAUAAAGAAGGCAAAGGAAAUCACUGUACUCUGUGAUGCUAAGGUUUCUCUCAUCAUCAUUGCUAGCUCUGGAAAAAUGGUUGAAUACUGCAGCGGCACAGAGGAAACGCGGAAGAAAAUCUUGGACAAAUAUCAUUCACAGACUGGAAGGAGGUUGUGGGAUGCCAAGCAUGAGAACCUCUCCAAUGAAGUGGAUAGAGUUAAGAAAGACAAUGAUGGCAUGCAAAUUGAGCUCCGACAUUUGAAGGGGGAAGACAUCUCAUCUCUGAACCAUGUGGAUCUGAUGGCCUUAGAGGAAGCACUUGAAAAUGGCCUUGCAAGUAUCAGAGACAGAAUGUCGAAGUACGUCGACGCGGUUAGAAAAAAUAAUAUAGCUCUGGAGGACGAACAUAAACGCCUCACAUAUCAGCUGCAUAACAAGGUGAUGAACAUUGAAGAGAAUUUGAGGGAAAUUAACUACAACAGCAGCAACCAGAUACCUUUUGCCCUUCGUGUCCAACCGAAUCAGCCCAAUCUCCAGGACAGAAUGUAA